UAUUUGUAGUAUUUACGACGUAGCCAAAAUUUAGUUAUGUUACAGUCAUGCACGAGUGCUGUCAGACGUGUAGCCCAUAAUCCGAACCACAACCUACUCCGAAGCUACAGCUCCGCGCCCUCUGCGCAAGCAAAGCUCCUCAAACAAUCUCUGUGCAAUCUUCUCCGAGAGACAGCCCAGCCUGUGGCGGUUGUCACGUCAACCCUACCAGGCCACAAAGCUGCACCACAAAGCGAUUCGUCCGUGCAAAGCCAGACAGAAGCACCGUCAAUAUUCCAUGGCGCUACAUUGUCGUCCUUCACUUCCAUUGCACUCGAUCCGCAUCCGCUUGUCGCAUUCUCUCUCCGCGUCCCGUCACGGAUGGCUCUGGCUCUAAAUGCCCACGCAUCAAAGCCCCAGAUGCAAAUGUCGUCCCAUAUGGUCAUCAAUAUCCUUUCUGCCGCACAAUCGCGUAUUGCCCAAUUGUUCUCCGGUCUAGAUCUGCAUCCCUUUUCGAAAUCGGAGGUGCAGUGGACACACUCUGCAGAUGGUCUCCCAGUUAUUAAGGGUGCUUUAGGCGCGCUCUCCUGUGCUGUGGUUGGUCGGUCGUUGCCCUUGAGUGAUACGCGGUGGCUGCAUUCGAGCAUGGAGGAGUGGGAAGCGGAGGUGCAGCAAGCAGAAGGCGGUAGUGGGCUGGCUUCAGAGCUAUUCAUUGCACGUGUUUUACGUGUGGAGAAUGUUCAAGAGCUAGAGGGUCAAUUCGAGAAUGACAGAUUACGGACGUUGCCUUUACUCUACCACCGAAGAGCCUACACUACUGUGGGCAAGAUACCAAAUCCAUGACUCGUCUUGUCGCCAUCCACUCGCAACUCAGAAUUCAUCAAGGCAUCACUGUAAUGAGUGAAAAUCUCCAAAAGUCCAUAGUCAGACAACAAUUCGCCCAGCAUCACCCGCAUUGUGUGUGGGGUGGGCGACGACAGACAUACAUGUGCUCUAA
Suillus bovinus is the source of this 976-nucleotide messenger RNA. RefSeq names its product flavin reductase like domain-containing protein. Gene Ontology annotation, molecular function: riboflavin reductase (NADPH) activity; FMN binding. The record is from RefSeq and is a predicted model, not a curated record. The transcript has a single exon. Lineage: Eukaryota; Fungi; Basidiomycota; Agaricomycetes; Boletales; Suillaceae. Bases 37 to 822 code for a protein of 261 amino acids.